AUGAUGGAUCAUUUGCGAAAAAUAGUCCACAGAAAUGUCUGUGUUGAGAUAACAACGCAAAACUAUGUGCACAUUGGUGACGAGUGCAGUGCUGCUACUGUGAACCAACAGAACGAUUCGCUGCUUGCGUGGCAGUACUGCAUAAAGUAUGUCGAUAUUUUACAUAUUUUUACUCGUGGUGGCUCUGAGCAGCUCAGCUUCGUAAGUGAGGUUCAGAAUCGAACGGUCUGGUGUGACUUCUUCUGGCGUGUAGGAGCAUCCCAGCAACAUCUGUAA
Messenger RNA from Gongylonema pulchrum, 276 nucleotides. The record is from the annotation of a GenBank genome assembly. Lineage: Eukaryota; Metazoa; Nematoda; Chromadorea; Rhabditida; Gongylonematidae.